Molecule: messenger RNA, 2871 nt
Organism: Cutaneotrichosporon oleaginosum
Lineage: Eukaryota; Fungi; Basidiomycota; Tremellomycetes; Trichosporonales; Trichosporonaceae
Biological process (GO): regulation of DNA-templated transcription; peptidyl-arginine N-methylation
Cellular component (GO): cytosol; nucleus
Source: RefSeq, a predicted model, not a curated record
CUUUGUUGCCUUUUGAGUUUGGGACAGGCGAGCGACAAGACGACGACUUACCGAUCGACAGAGACAGUUCCCAGACUACUCUUCUUCUUCUUGUUCUUCUUCGCCAUCGCUCUCUCUUCAUCUCCAUCUCUCCAUCUCUCCAUCUCUUUCUACCCCUCCAGCAACGCGCGCGCAACGACAGUACACACCCCAUCUUCGCCCUCCAUCUUCAGACUCGAUCGCUGCCUGACAACAACCUCUCAACCUUCCUAUCUCGUCCUCACCCAACUUUCCUCUUUCGCUCUUCCUUCAGCUUCCCUGCAAUCCAUCCAAGAUGGAGCGCCUGCCCAUCGCUUUUUGUCCAAGCGACAUCCCACCCCUCCCCACCGAACCCCAUCCACAGCCCUCCCCACUUCAGCAACUCGUCAGCCAUACCGUCUCAACAACCGACUACGAUGCCGUCUGUGUGCCUCUCGCCAACGGGCUCUGGCAGGACAGGUGGGAGCGUCUGUGUCUUCGUCCCGUCGGCAUGGAGGAAGACGACGACAACGGCUCUCUCCAAGAUCGCGCUGCUGAGAUUGACCGCGAGGCGGAUCUCUUCCGCCGCGAGCCAAGCAUCUACCGCGAUGAGUGCAACGUCACGCGACUAGAGGAGAGCCAGAACCUCAUCGCCCUCGCGAGCGACUGGCUUGAACUCGACUCGCCAGAUGAGGGCAUUCGCUUUGACUCUGAACUGGGGCUCCGCGCCGAGAUGCAGCAUGCACUCUACCUCUCCCUUCCAGUGCUCGUCGUACCAGCACCAAAUCUUGCCAACCGCGCCUUCCUCCCGUCGUAUGCGCGCGUCAUCUCCAAUUUGCUUCGAAUGGGCGGCUCUUCUGCGUACACACAAGUGUCGAUUCGCAUCCCAGUCUCCGAUCCACUCGAGAUCAUAGGACAGGGGCCAGCGCCAGUCAACGGACACAGCGAGAGACACCACCGCCGUUCGCUUUCCCUGUCAUCUCGACCUUCAAGCAUGCACCAACACAAUUUGAGCAUUGGGCAAUUGAGCGCGAUCACCGCCGCCGGAAACGCAGCCGCGAACGGCACAGCACCAGCGAGCCGCGUCGUCAGCCAGGCGAGCUCGAACAUGCCGCAGCGAACUGUGACGCAUAGCGCGAUCCAGGGCGACCCCAGUUCGACUUGGGAAAUGUGGGACUGCAUUCGCUCGCUGUGCGGUUACCACCCCCGCUUGAGUGUUACCCUCGACCUCAGCAACCCCCUGCCACCUAGCCAAGGCGCCAUCGCACGCUGGGCGGCCGAGCCGGUCAAACAAAUCUGGCUACCAGCAGGCAGCUUCAUUCCCAACGCCAAGGGAUACCCCGUGCUGAGCAAGGCCACGCAGGCGUUCAUCCGCGGGUUGAGCAAGCACCAGCCAACGUUCAUGCUGUCUGGCACCACCGAGGGAAGACACCCCAGCGGAGGGCCGAACGCGUAUUUGCAAUAUCUGCGGCAUAUCACGUCGCUGGCUGGCCCAUCUGCGUACAUAUCACCACAGGGCCCCAGCGAGAUCGCAGGUGGCUACGGAGACUAUCUUCAGGCGCCACUACAGCCGCUCGCCGACGACCUGGGAAGCGCAACCUACGAUAUUUUCGAAAGCGACCCAGUCAAAUACCACCAGUACGAGGAGGCUGUGUACCAAUGCGUGAUGGACGAGGAGCGACAGCCGCCAGAAGGAGAACCGUUCGUCAUCGUCGUUGCUGGUGCUGGCCGAGGACCGCUAGUUGCCGCCACCCUGCGUGCGUUAGAUCGGGCACAGCGCGACGCAAGGUUGUAUGCUGUGGAGAAGAACGCCGCGGCGUUAACCACGCUUCAAGAACGCAAGGCGCUCGAGUGGGGUGACUCCGUCGAGAUCCUUUUCGGGGACAUGCGCACGCUGCCUGUCCCGGAACUAGCCGACAUUCUGGUUUCGGAGCUGCUUGGAAGCUUUGGAGACAAUGAGCUGAGCCCGGAGUGCAUUGACGGUGCGACACGCUUCUUGAAACCCGGAGCCGCCUCCAUUCCCACGUCCUAUACCGCGCACCUUGCACCCAUCGCCAGCUCUAAGCUGCACCAUGACGUGUCGUCACGCAGCACCACUGCAGCCGAAAUUCCUUACGUCGUCAUGAUGCAACAGGCCAACAUCCUGUCUGGUGAGACGCCGGGUAUGAGCGGGCGUUGCGGCGAGCGCAUCCAGCACUGUUGGCAGUGGGAGCACCCGCGAUGGGACUUGAUGCUCGACGAGUCCGGGCUCCCCCUUACCAACAGCCACAACACGCGGUCGGCGACCUGUACGUUCCACAUUCCGCAUGCCUCCCCGUGCCACGGCUUCGCGGGAUACUUUGAGGCGCACCUGUACGGCAACGUCGGGCUGUCAAUUCACCCAGACACCAUUGCACGCGUCUCCCCGGACCUGUUCAGCUGGUUCCCCAUCUUCUUCCCCCUGAAGACGCCUCUCUAUCUGCCUUCAGGCGCCGAGCUUGAGGUCAACAUCUGGCGCCUGACGGACCAGCGCGCCAAAAAGGUGUGGUACGAAUGGAGCGCUGAGGCGUACCUUCCCACCGUGCCACAAUUCGGUGGCACGCCCAGCAGCAGUAUGCACAUGGGGAUGAGAUACGGUUCGGGACAUACCAACGCCACCUCGCCGACAAUGGACGCACCGCACUCGCCCCACGUCCCGUUGCAGUACGGACAGGAGCUUGGCCGUGUCAAGAUUGGUCAGACUGAGCUGCACAACAGUGGCGGACAGCACUACUCGAUCGGACUGUAGUCCGGCACAUAGCCUCGCUUCCUUAUAGACACGCGUUGGGCCUUACGCCGCACAGCGAGGAGAUCUGUACAAUAUGAUGCAUGGCCUGGCCAUAGCUACAGGGUUUG